Messenger RNA from Cladophialophora immunda, 2045 nucleotides. RefSeq lists its product as uncharacterized. The transcript has 2 exons. Lineage: Eukaryota; Fungi; Ascomycota; Eurotiomycetes; Chaetothyriales; Herpotrichiellaceae. Gene Ontology annotation, molecular function: alpha-1,6-mannosyltransferase activity. Gene Ontology annotation, biological process: protein N-linked glycosylation. The record is from RefSeq and is a predicted model, not a curated record. The coding region runs from base 564 to 1658 and encodes 364 amino acids. Gene Ontology annotation, cellular component: mannan polymerase complex.
CAAUCACUUUUGUCGUGCCACCUGCAGUACGUAUACCAUUUCCAUGUACUUACAGAUUUUCCGCACAUUGCAUGUCCUUUCCCUGCAACUCCUUCUGCCAACCGCUGUCUAUCCCUCUACCAUUUCCGCCGCCUCCCUCCUAGCGAGCUCAUUCCCUUGACCGGAACCCGAUUGACAGCCCAGUUGGACCACGCCCUUUGCAUACGUUCUGGCUGAGACACCCUCGUCACUUCUCGAUUCCACCCUCAGGAUUCUCAUAACCGUCGCUGCGGCAGGACCGUGCAGCGCGAGGGACAAAAGACAUGCUGGAGUCAUGAUAAUGGAUUUCCACUCACACUUAUAAUCUUUCUCAAUCAGUGUCCUGGCGGCCUCUGAAGACGGCGACUGGGCCUCGUACCCAGCAGUCGCACUCCUCUGUCCACAGCUCCACAGAACCCCCGAGUCCCUAUGCCAUCGAUCUUCGACUGGGCGUGAAACGGGCUUGAAGUGACACCCCAGACAUCCCGACUCCUCCACCUGCAGCUACCCCGAGUCAGGAACGAUUCCAGACACGUGGGUUCGUCAUGGCCAUCUCUCACUCAUGGAGACGCGCAACUCUGGCGGCAUUCGUCCUGCUGACUCUAUUUUUUCUACUGCGGCACGCAUCUCUCUCACCAAGCAUUCCUUUGGUCGAAGGUGCGGCUGAAGGUGGACAGCCCUCGAGACCCUACCCUCCUCCCAAGUCUCCAAAAGUCGUCCAAGAGACUCAGCAAGCAGUCCAAGAUGUGGCAGGCAAACCUCUGCGAGAAAGAUUACGAUACCAUUUCCCCUACGACAUCGAGGCCAAAUUCCCUGCGUACAUAUGGCAGACAUGGAAAUAUGGACCGGAUUCAGGGAACUUUGAGGAGAGAUUAAGACCUUUUGAAGCAUCCUGGUCACAUUUACACUCUGGGUUUGUCCAUGAAGUGGUGACAGACGACGCCGCAUUACACCUCAUCAACUAUUUGUAUGCCUCCAUGCCUGAAAUUAUUCAAGCCUACGAAGCCAUGCCUCUCCCUGUGAUUCGGGCCGAUUUCUUCCGCUACCUGAUUCUGCUUGCACGUGGAGGGAUUUACAGCGACAUCGAUACACAAGCCCUCCAGUCCGCCACGGAGUGGUUGCCGCAAACCCUGGAUAAGUCUACCGUUGGCUUGGUGGUGGGAAUCGAGGCCGAUCCGGACAGACCAGAUUGGAACGAGUGGUAUGCAAGGAGAAUUCAGUUCUGUCAAUGGACGAUCCAGGCAAAGCCGGGCCACCCAGUCUUAAGAGAUAUUGUUGCCACUAUUACCGAAGACACAUUGGCCAUGAAAAAGGCUGGGCAACUGCGAAGGGGUAAAGAACCAGCCAAGAGCAUCAUGGAGUACACAGGACCGGGGGUGUGGACGGACGCGCUGUUUUCCUACUUCAACAACCAAGAAUACUUUGAUUUCAGCACCCGAAAAACGAAUGUAUCAUAUCCCGACUUCUUUGCCAUCACCGAACACAAGAAGAUUGGCGAUGUCGUGGUGCUGCCCAUCACGAGUUUCAGUCCAGGCGUGGGUCAGAUGGGCUCGGAAGGACCUGAGCAUCCAAUGGCCUUCGUGAGACAUGAUUUUGACGGGUCUUGGAAGCCUGAGAAUGAGCGCAUGAAGGGUGACUGAAACGCAAUCAAGUCAUCUGUGUCCUUGAACAUCAAAAGCACUUGUUCGGGUCUUGGGUUUUUCUUUUUGGCAGCGUCGUCCGAACGUGGCCAUAGCGGCGCUCUCGCUUGGGACGACCAAAAAAGGGUACUGGCACAAUACGCAACACUAGGGGAGGGAGAAUGGAGUUAAUCGACGAUUUGAGCGUCAUGCACAUAGACUUGGGGAUAGACCAGUUGGAGGACUUAUUGGAACACAGGCCGCAAAUGGUUCAGCUAAGAAGCGAUAUAAUACCCUCUAAAGAGAACGAAUAGGGAUUGUGUAACCCCCUGCCAUGUAUCGAUUUUCUUCCAAGUCCUAGUCAUGGCCUCGACUUCAAAGGCGCCGGGGUGUGGCUGUCUGAACAAG